AAAAUGUUACGAUGGGGUACCAUUCAGCAGAUCCGUCGAAUUGGAUCAGCACUUCAGUGGCCGUUGAAGGACAUCCGGAUCAGUGAAAAUACAAAAAUGCUGGAGAAACAUUGGUCAAAAUCACUUGUCGAUUCUUUUGAAUCUUCAAAAAAUAAACCCAGCAAUCUCAAUGGAAAGAAAUAUAUUCUAUCAAUGUUUCCAUAUCCAUCAGGACGACUUCAUAUUGGCCAUAUGAGAGUUUAUACAAUCUCAGAUGCAACUGCUCGGUAUUAUCGUUUAAAUGGAUAUGAAGUGAUACAUCCGAUCGGAUGGGACUCUUUUGGAUUACCAGCAGAGAAUGCAGCAAGAGACAAAGGAGUUGAUCCAAGAGAAUGGACUAUUAAUAAUAUUGAAUCAAUGAAACAACAACUCUUAAAAACCAAGAUUUUAUUUGAUUGGGAGAAAGAAAUUUCAACGUGUGAACCUGAAUUUUUCCGUUGGACACAAUGGAUUUUUUGUAAACUUUUUGAGUACGGACUGGUGAAACGAACAUCUUCGGAAGUUAAUUGGGAUCCAAUCGAUAAAACUGUUCUGGCUGCUGAACAAAUAGAUAACGAUGGAAAAAGUUGGAGAAGUGGAGCGAAAGCUGAAAAGAAGAAGCUUAGCCAAUGGAUGAUUGAAACGCCAAAAUAUGCAAAAAGACUACAAGAAGGUUUAAGAAAAAUGUCUGAACAAUGGGGAGAAGUUGCUGAUAUUCAAGCUAAUUGGAUCGGAAAAUGUGAUGUUUAUCGGUUUAUGUUGCCUGUUAUGAAGGAUGGAUCAAACGAUGAAAUUAUUGAUUUGAGAAUCAAAGAUAUCUUUGAAAUUUCAAAUGCCGAAUUUUUGGUUUUGAAGCAAAGUCACUCGUUGGCAGACAAGGAUGCCACGCAGUUUCCAUACAAACUUCCGUUUCAAGUUUUGAACGGAGUAACAGGCCGUCAAAUACCAGUCAUUGUAGUGGAAGACACAUAUCAACCAGAUGUCACAAGCUUCUUGAACUCGAGAAUUGGAAACUUUCAGAAAGACAAAAUUCUUGUCGAAAAGUUUGCGAUAGCUGAGCCGAAACACAAAAGAAAGUUGACGAAGAAUGAUAUUCAGGAGAUGGCAUCGUUUGGUGGAUACGGUGGCUAUGAAACAUCCCGAACGUUAACAGAUUGGGUUGUGAGUCGUCAACGUGGAUGGGGAACUCCAAUUCCAAUGAUCCAAACCAAAGACGGAAAACGAGUUGCUGUUCAAUUAAAUAAACUUCCAGUCCUUGGGUCAGAUCGCGGGCAAGAAGUAGAUAAAGAAAGAUUCGGAGAAUCCGGAGUAUUCGACACAGAUACUCUUGAUACAUUCUUUGAUUCUGCAUGGUACUAUCUUCGAUACCUUGACAACAAAAAUAAAAGCGAAUUGAUUUCCAAAGGAGCAAUGAAGAAUAUGCCUGUUGAUGUCUAUGUUGGAGGAAUUGAACACGCAGCGGUGCACAUGUUUUUUGCUAGAUUUGUUGCAUAUUUCUUGAAGGAUAUCAAUGUUAUCCAGACAGCUGAACCAUUCACUGACCUCAUCCCACAAGGAAUUGUUCGGGGAAAGACGUUCAUCGAAAAAGAAACAGGAAAAUAUCUUGGAUCAGAAGAUGUUCAACAAUCUGGAGAUAAACUCACAUUGAAGAAUGAUUCAUCUGUUGAAGUUGACGCUGUCUAUGAAAAGAUGAGCAAAUCGAAAAACAACGGCGUAGAUUUGGCUGCAAUUUUGGAUUCGGAAGGAGUUGAUAUGACAAGACUUAGAUUACUUGAAGCUGCAGCUCCGAGAGCUCCCAUUAAUUGGGGCGAAACAGAUUUAAAGGGAAUCAAGAAACUUUUGGAUCGAAUUGCGGCAAUCAAUUCGCAAAUUGUUGAUGCACGAGAUAAUGGAAAACCAAUAGAGUUGAAGAAAGAAAUUGAUGGAAGUAUAAAAGAAACAUAUAACUUUUUCGUAAGAAAUGUUGGAAUGUGUCUAGAAGUACUUCAUCUUCAUAAUACUGCGUUGAUGAGAAUACAGGGAUUCACUAAUGCAUUAAAGAAAGUUGAUCCAAUCUACCUGGCUCACAGCCCAGAAGGCCAACGAGCGGUGAAAUCGUUGAUUAUUAUGCUUCAAGUUUUUUGUCCACACGUCGCUUCCGAAAUGUGGUCAGCAUUAGCUAAUGAUGGUUCACUGGUUUCCGAUCAAAAGUGGCCCGAAGUUGAUAAAGAUGCUGAUAUUGAAUUUCUUCUGAUGAUUGAUGGUGUUAGUGGUGGUAGGCCUUCUCUUGAUCGGCGGAUUAUUGAAGAAAUGUCUAUGGAUCAGUUAUGGGAACGAGCUACAUUUUAUGAACACGCAGAUAUUCUUCGAAUGAUGAAAGAAGAUGGAAUGAAGCUGAAAAAUUCAAGUUAUAUUUCUAGGAAAGGUUUCCACGUAACUCUAUCGUGUAGCUUGGAAGGUGACAAAGAAGAGAACCGCAAGAAAAUUGGCAAAAUUCUGGACAGAAUUCAAGCAGAGAAGAGAAAGUUGGAAAUCGGGAAGAAAGGUGGAAAGAGGAAGAAAGAAAAGAAGAUUGUGAAUAAGUGACUUAUUUUACUGGAGAACAUUAGUUUAAUUUUUAACAGUUUUGAAAUAUAUAUUAGCUUAGAAAUAGGUUGUUGUUUUAUUGUUUUCUGAAUAAUUUUUAUAUUUACGGGCUUGUUUAUUGUUUUUCAUGAAAAUAAAUUUGUUGAGUGAC
This is a messenger RNA of Caenorhabditis elegans, 2734 nucleotides long. RefSeq names its product leucine--tRNA ligase (gene lars-2). The record is from RefSeq and is marked reviewed. Gene Ontology annotation, biological process: leucyl-tRNA aminoacylation; tRNA aminoacylation for protein translation. The transcript has 9 exons. Gene Ontology annotation, molecular function: aminoacyl-tRNA ligase activity; ATP binding; nucleotide binding. Bases 4 to 2583 code for a protein of 859 amino acids. Gene Ontology annotation, cellular component: cytoplasm. Lineage: Eukaryota; Metazoa; Nematoda; Chromadorea; Rhabditida; Rhabditidae.